Ipomoea triloba (trilobed morning glory) is the source of this 610-nucleotide messenger RNA. RefSeq lists its product as uncharacterized. The transcript has 2 exons. Bases 161 to 409 code for a protein of 82 amino acids. The record is from RefSeq and is a predicted model, not a curated record. NCBI's taxonomy places the organism in Eukaryota, Viridiplantae, Streptophyta, Magnoliopsida, Solanales, Convolvulaceae.
CUAGGCCAGGAAGUGCGAGCAGUACAGGGAAGGGUAGAUUGAGAACAGCCUCUCCAAGGGGGGUGGGUUCCAACUUCCGGACUGCGAAAUCGGGUCGGGUUCCGGCGGGAUUUAUUUUUGCCGUUGAUCUAUUCCCCCUUUUUGUUUUCCGGCGUUAAAAAUGAAGGGCUCCGUCGCUCUUGUCGCCUCUCUGCUCGCGGCUUCCACCGUGACUCUUACGUCAUCCUCCUCCGGUUAUCGUGAAGUGAGACGCAACCCUAUCUCCGCCGCCGAGGGGCAUUCAUAUAAUUCGAGGUUUUCAUGGGAUGAAUCGUCGCAGAGGAGAGCAUCGGUGUCAAAUAAUGAGAAAUUUGUGCCAAAGUUUGAUGGCUUGAGGUUCAUCGAGACUUUAGUGACGGCUCACCGGUGAAGUCAUCGGAGAUCAAAUUCAUUAGCCCUGUGGCUGUUAAUUUUGCAGUUAUAGCCAAAAAUAAAGCGGAUCAUGUAGCGUUAGCCAAUUAGUUGAUUGCAAUUGGGAUCACCCUGCAUCAAGUUUUGUGAUUUGUGUUCAUCUCAUUCAUACUUAUGUUUCAUACUAUAUAAUUUAUAAAUUUUGAUUUUUGAGUUAUCA